This is a messenger RNA of Pelodiscus sinensis (Chinese soft-shelled turtle), 680 nucleotides long. NCBI's taxonomy places the organism in Eukaryota, Metazoa, Chordata, Testudines, Trionychidae. The record is from RefSeq and is a predicted model, not a curated record.
CAGUUUCUGAUUUGUACGACCCCGGCCUUUUGGGAACUAACGCUGUACAGGAGCCGCGGUGUGUCUGCCCGAGGUGCAAGUAGGGAUGAAGCACCGCCGAGGCCGCUUCCCCUUCGUUGCUUUCCUACUCCGAAGCGUCUCUGGUUUUUCUCUAGGCUGACAGAAAGAUUUGUUUACGGUGUGGAUGUAUUAGUAGACACAUUCUGGAGAAUAUGGACUGAUGUGCUGGAUGUUCUUGGAAUUGAUGCUUCCAACCUGACUCAUUAUUUCAGCCCUGCAGCAGUUGCCAACAACCCUACUCAUGUGCUUCUGCUUAUUGGUGCUGUUUUACUUGCCUAUUGGUUUUUGUCUGUUUUCCUUGGAUUCUUCUUCUCUCUUUUACAUAUGCUGUUUGGUCACUUCUUCUGGAUUGUAAGAGUUGCUCUUUUUGCCGUCUCAUGCGUGUACAUCCUCCAGAAGUAUGAAGGAGAACCAGAGCAUGCAGUCUUGCUGCUGUGCUUUGUUGUAGCUGUCUACUUCAUGACUGGGCCAGUUGGAUUUUACUGGGGGAGAAACAGCCUGGAAGAGAAGAUUGACCAUAUUGACAGUCAAGUUAGACUUCUGAACAUACGUCUUACUAGGAUAAUUGAAAACAUGGACAGAGCCAAUGACCAAUGAAAUAAAACCUAUAGAUCACUUUA